UGGUGUUGAAAUCAGUGAUUUUCUUUUAUAAAUAAAACCACUUUGGCCAGUUAUAAAAAUAAAUAGGGACUUUGAAAACAUCCUAUAUAAAUAUAACGUAAGAGUGCGUCAAUUACUUUCGUGAUAGCAUUUAAAAGGAACUGUCAGUUGUGUUGAGAUUAAAUGCACGUAACGCAUUUCGUCAUGUUUACCUUUUUCAUAAAUAUAAACAAAAUAGUGAAAGUAUAUUGCUGACUAAUAAUUAUACAAAUAUUACGAUACGGUUUCUCAACAAGGGGAUUCACAAAAAAUGCGUUGUUAUAUCGGGAAUGAUGGUCGUUGAUCGAUGCCUAUGUUUAUCAACUAAUUUUAAUGAACAGACGAAAUUGCAGACGUAAAGAUUUAUUUACGAGCAAUGAUACUUUUCUGAUAAUACUAAACUACUAAAAUAUGUAACGAUCUAACCUAAUGUAAACAUCUUAUGAAAAUUAUUAAUCUAAUUAUUUUUCAUUGUGAAACACUUUUUUUACACUACAUCUGUAAUAUUCCCUUCUCCGUGAUGUAAAUACAUAACAUUUACGUUUAUUCCUUGUAUAUUAUCUUAACUUAUGCAGAAGAUCGAAAUUGCAAUUAUAACUUUAGUGACUGUUAAAUUGUGUAACUGAUACUGCUCUAUUAUGAGUGAUAUGGAUCAUUCAGAGAACUUGGAUGACGAUAAACAUAGUUCAUAUUAUGCAUUACGAGUUGCAUUAAAAACCAUGAAAGAACGUUGUCGACAAUUAGAAACAAGGUUAACUAUCGUCGAAGAAGAAAAUAUGUGUUUGAAGAUUGAAUGUGCUAAAAAUGAGUCUACAGCAAUUGUGAAAGUCAAUGAUAAUAAUGAGAAAACUAUUGUACAAAACUUAAAGGAAGAAGUAGAAGAGCUUACGAAACAGAAGUCUCAACUCACUCAUCAAAUUUUUAUGGUAGCAGCAGAAAAUCGCCAAUUAUGGAAAAGAUUAACAAAAUUAACAAGAACAAAUAAAUCAUUAGGAAGCCAAUUAACGAAAAUCUCUGAUACACUUAAACAACAUUCUCCAGCUCAACCAUCUGAGAUUGUGUCCUAUAAUUUUGAUGGUGUUUCUCAUACCACAAAACAGGAAGAUGGUGGAAGGGAACAGAGUUUAGAGGAAAUAUCAUUAAGGCUUAUAAAUAGCAUUAUGUUAGAAAAGUCUGAUCUUGAACAACAAUAUGCAGAGAUGGUUGAACUACAAAACAAUACUGAAUUCAAUUUACAAAAUAUUGGUUUCACUUACCCAGAGGAUUCGGAUACAGAUUUGGAAUUACUCAAACAACAUGAUGUUAGAUUGACUCAAAUGAGAAAUACUUUAUUAGCGCAACAAACUAAAUUAAAAAGAGCACUGCAGCAUUUUAAAAAAAUGAAAGAAGGUAAGUACAAUAUAGCAAGCAAGUGUUUAUUACCCACACAACGAAGUAUUGUCAACCAAAAUAGAAAUAUUAACUUUACAGGAGCUAUGUGUAAUAUUUGUCGCAUGAACGCAAAUAAAAAAAUGUGCCAAACAGGCACACAAUUUGAUUCUGAUGAAAGUUUUAAAGAACAUGGCGCAACUCAAACCAGCCUACAAACGUCGAGUUUAUGUUUAGACAAAUGUUCCAACUCCACGGAUAAUACAGAACAAGUCAAUAGAAUUUGUCCAUUAUGUGGAUUAUUUUAUGGGAAAGCUACUUUGUUUAUAGAAUUUCAUGAACAUGUGUUAAGUCACUUUAGUAAAGACGCAUCAAGCAGUUUUGAAAUUGUUCACUAAUAAUUGUUGAAGAUACGGGUACUUGUUAUGAUUUUGUAAUUUCAAUUUCUUUGCAAAUUUUGCAUAUAUGCUAUUUUAAAAACAGAUAGGACAUAUAAAUAGUAUACAUAUUAUCUGAAAGUGGGGUAACUAGGCCAGGGUUAGAAGUGUUAUCGAUUACUGAAUUUUAUAAGCUAUUGAUCUAAAUAGUAUUUACGGGUAGCAAAUAAUCAUCAUACAUGGAAAUGCAAUUUGAAUAAAGAGAGUUAAUAUACAAAUAGUGAAUACGAUUGUUUAUGAAAACAGAGAAGUACAAUAUUGUGAAGUUACCUGCAAUUGUAAUAGUAAAUUUAAACAAUAUAUCAAUUAUUCUUUUAA
Molecule: messenger RNA, 2141 nt
Organism: Hylaeus volcanicus
Lineage: Eukaryota; Metazoa; Arthropoda; Insecta; Hymenoptera; Colletidae
Gene: spn-F
Product: protein spindle-F
Exons: 4
Coding region: 657-1784 (375 amino acids)
Source: RefSeq, a predicted model, not a curated record